AUGUGCCUCUAUUGCGCUAUCGGUGAAAUUUUGAUGGCUCAAUGCGAUAGUUUGUUCUAUGCGGUGUACAAUCAAGAAUGGUACACUUUGGAAUCGAAUGAAGUCAAAGAUUUGAUUCCCAUAAUAAUUAAAAGCAGAAAACCAGUUUACCUUACCGCAGGAAAAAUAUUCCCCAUGACAAUGGCUACAUUUUGCAGUCUAAUAAAAUCGUCGGCUGGUUAUAUAUCUGUCUUACUUAGGAUGUCAGUUUAA
This is a messenger RNA of Wasmannia auropunctata (little fire ant), 252 nucleotides long. RefSeq names its product odorant receptor 43a-like. Bases 1 to 252 code for a protein of 83 amino acids. The transcript has 3 exons. Gene Ontology annotation, cellular component: plasma membrane. NCBI's taxonomy places the organism in Eukaryota, Metazoa, Arthropoda, Insecta, Hymenoptera, Formicidae. Gene Ontology annotation, biological process: detection of chemical stimulus involved in sensory perception of smell; sensory perception of smell. Gene Ontology annotation, molecular function: odorant binding; olfactory receptor activity. The record is from RefSeq and is a predicted model, not a curated record.